Talaromyces marneffei is the source of this 2310-nucleotide messenger RNA. RefSeq lists its product as uncharacterized. NCBI's taxonomy places the organism in Eukaryota, Fungi, Ascomycota, Eurotiomycetes, Eurotiales, Trichocomaceae. The coding region runs from base 1 to 2310 and encodes 769 amino acids. Gene Ontology annotation, molecular function: calcium:proton antiporter activity. Gene Ontology annotation, cellular component: fungal-type vacuole membrane. Gene Ontology annotation, biological process: intracellular calcium ion homeostasis; calcium ion transmembrane transport. The record is from RefSeq and is a predicted model, not a curated record. The transcript is spliced from 3 exons.
AUGAACGAACCUGACGAACCGCCUAUAGACCGUCUCGGUAUAAGGGAUCAAAUUCACUCUUAUGUCACCAACAUACUUCCUCAUGGCACCAACUCGCGUCAUGAUGCUUCUAUUCUGCCUGUAACCAACGAACAACCCAAGAAUCAAGAUGGCCUACACCUGUCUACUGGUCCAACUGGACCUGGACCAGCUCAACGACAACAGUCUCAGCAUGUCACCUACGAUAUUUCCACGACUGGAGCGGUCCCCGUGGAUACCCAUCAUGGAGAGAAGACAUCCACCCUAGAUUCUGGGCCCAAGCCUGGUUUCUUUAACAAGGCCUACACCUCCAUCAAGCUCAUCAUCUUAUCAAGCUGGGUCAACUGGUUCCUCGUCUGUGUCCCUGUGGGCAUCGCCCUCGGUGCAGUGCAACGAUCGACAGGAAACGAUGGACCUAUCUCGCCCACCGUUGUGUUCUCCAUCAACGCCGUUGCCAUUAUCCCCCUGGCUUGGAUGCUUGGAUACGCGACUGAAAGUGUCGCUGCCGAUAUGGGCGAUACCAUUGGUGCUCUUUUGAAUGUUACCUUUGGAAACGCCGUAGAACUUAUCAUCUUUAUCAUUGCCCUGGUGGCAGACGAAAUCGCCAUUGUGCAGGCUUCCCUGCUUGGCUCGAUUCUUGCCAAUCUGUUGCUCAUUCUCGGCAUGUGUUUUCUUUUCGGAGGUCUUCGCUUCCGUGAACAGUUGUACAAUUCUGCUGUGACGCAAAUGAGUGCAUGUCUCUUGAGUUUGAGUGUGAUUAGUCUACUUUUACCCACUGCUUUUCACGCGUCUUUUAGCACUAUAGCCAACGCAGAUGCAGCCGUCCUCAAGGUUAGCCGAGGCACCAGUGUGGUCCUUCUUUUGGUGUACAUCUUGUACCUCCUCUUUCAACUGAAAUCUCAUUCGUACAUCUACGAAAGUACACCUCAGCACGUCAUUGACGAGGAGUCGCAUCCCGGUGUGCUUGCAGACAUUCUUAACUCGGCUUCAAGCUCUGAGUCAUCCAGUGAUGAUGACAGUGAUGCCAGCUCGGGAUCAAACACGACUGUCAAGAGGAUUAGACGGGCUUUGCGUAAGAAGCGCAGACGCAAGUCUAGCUCGGCCUCUAAGGAUACUGCUUCGGCCCCAUCUUUGCCGUCAUUCGUGCGCACCGCAUCUUAUAGCUCACAGGUCACUGACAUCUCGACACAUUCACGUGGCGGCAAGACUAAUGCCAAACACAAUGGUCAGGAGGCUAUAACCCUAGAGCAAGACCGUCCUCAGAUGAGUACGGAGUCUUCCGGCGAGGUGACGACUCGUGACUUUACCGUCGUUUCAGAGAGUCAGGCAAUGGGAGAAAAGAAACGAAAGGUUUCCCGGCAUACCCGUUCCAAGGACGAGAAGCGCCGAAAUUCUGAAGAGGAUAUCAUUGAAGAGGGCGUCAUUCCGCAGUCUACCCCUUUCCCUCCUCUGGAAGGUGAAGCAGAGGGUGUUCCUCCAAAACGACCAUUCAACCUACGCAAUAUUUCAUACAAACAGGCUCUGCCGCGUGCGCUGGCUCCAAAUGUAUUCAGCUCAUCACAAGCGCAGCCCGGACCUUCAGCAGCUGGUCCCAUGCCUGGAAUUGGUGGUAGCAACGACCUCCGUCGUACCAGUUCUUUGCCAGAUCGCCUUAACAACACCUUUCCAGGACCAACAGCAGUACCAGUUGCCACAGCAAUUCCGUCCGCUCAACCGCUGCCGCAUCUUGUUUCGAAGAAGAUUGUGGUUGAGGUCAAGGACGACCCUGAAGAGAAACCAAAGUUGGGCCGUAUUACAGCCGUUAUCCUUCUACUUGUCACCACUGCUCUUGUCGCCGUCUGUGCUGAAUUCCUUGUUGAUUCUAUCGACUAUUUGGUUAGCUCCACUGGAGUUAGCAAGGCCUUUAUUGGAUUGAUCAUUCUUCCCAUUGUGGGUAACGCCGCUGAGCACGUUACUGCGGUUACAGUCGCAAGCAAGAACAAGAUGGAUCUUGCUAUUGGCGUUGCUCUAGGCAGUAGCAUCCAGAUUGCGUUGUUCGUCACUCCGGUCAUCGUCCUUCUCGGCUGGAUCUUGGACACCGAGAUGUCGCUUUACUUUAGCUUGUUUGAGACGAUUUCUCUGUUCGCAUCUGCUUUCAUUGUCAACUAUCUCAUGCUGGACGGUCGCAGUAACUAUCUCGAAGGUGCAUUGCUCAUUGCCGCAUAUGUCAUUAUCGCUGUGUCUGCAUACUUUUAUCCUCCAUGCGACAAUACCAGCACUUUGAACGGUGGCACAAUGACUGGUCAGUGUUAA